Molecule: messenger RNA, 306 nt
Organism: Plasmopara halstedii
Lineage: Eukaryota; Oomycota; Peronosporomycetes; Peronosporales; Peronosporaceae
Exons: 1
Coding region: 1-306 (101 amino acids)
Source: RefSeq, a predicted model, not a curated record
AUGAGCUGGGUCAUUUUCAAUUUGACUUUGCAUGUCCCAGUUUUCAAGACAUUGACAAUGGCGAAGCGCUGUUCGCGUAAAAGAACGAAUGUUCGAGCGGCGAAAAGCUGGAUUGCAGAGGAACUAGAAAACAUGGAGGCCUUUAACGUCACUUGGCAGGUAUUUCCUAUCGACACGAUGAUAAAUAAGCAAAAGCUGCACCAACUGGGCGAGUUUUUCCCGUCGGUGGCUGUGGACAUGCGCCGAGAUGUAUUAGCGGCUGCAAAUGACCGUGAGGAUGUGGCGGCCGCAAUGCUAGGAAUAUAA